Stylophora pistillata is the source of this 1347-nucleotide messenger RNA. RefSeq names its product non-selective voltage-gated ion channel VDAC2. Gene Ontology annotation, cellular component: mitochondrial outer membrane. Lineage: Eukaryota; Metazoa; Cnidaria; Anthozoa; Scleractinia; Pocilloporidae. The record is from RefSeq and is a predicted model, not a curated record. Gene Ontology annotation, biological process: monoatomic anion transmembrane transport. Gene Ontology annotation, molecular function: voltage-gated monoatomic anion channel activity.
UUCAUCAAAUAAGAGAUGGACAGCUCCUUGAAAGUCACGCAUUUCAGCGCAAAAUUUCCAAAGCCAUGUAAAGCCGAAAGCCGCAAAACAUUGGUACAGUUAGUGAUGGUUACACCACCCUGCCCCUGCAUUUUAGUUUCAAGCUCCCCACGCCACUUCCACACAAACUGCCAAGCGAAGCAGAAAGAGCGAAUUGAGGGCUAUACUGCAUCCGCCGGGAGGAUUGUGGAUGAGAUGGACUCUUUACUUGAAAGCAAAACAGAGUUUUCUCGGGAGUUAAGGAAAAUGUCUGUUCCACCAAAGUAUGAUGACCUUGGUAAAGAGUCUAGAGAUGUUUUUGGAAAAGGAUAUGGAUUUGGAUCAGUCAAGCUUGACUUAAAGACAAAAACAAAAAACAAUGUGGAAUUUAUAACUUCUGGUUCAUCUAACAAUGACACCGGAAAGGUGUUCGGUAGUUUGGAAACAAAGUACAAAUAUGCUGAUUAUGGUGUUACCUUGGCUGAGAAGUGGACAACAGACAAUUUCCUGACCUCACAAAUUACAGUAGAAGAUCAGAUAGCCAAAGGACUCAAAUUGGAAUUUGACACAAGCUUUGCACCUAACACCGGGAAGAAAUCUGCCAAGAUAAAGAGUGCUUACAAGCAGGAUUAUUUCCAUGGCACUGGUGAUGUUGACUUUGACUUUGCUGGACCAACUGUUCAAGCAUCUGCAGUUGUAGGAUACGAAGGCUGGGUGGCUGGCUAUCAGGCUGCUUAUGACACUGCCAAGUCCAAACUUAUUGGUAACAACUUUUCCUUUGGUUACCGAGGAGGUGACUUUCACAUUCACUCCUCAGUGAAUGAUGCUUCUAGAUUUACUGGAUCAAUUUAUCACAAGCUUAGCAGCAACCUUGAGGCUGCUGCAGAACUUAACUGGGCAUCUAGUAGCAGUAGUACUUCAUUCCAAGUUGGUUGCAAGUAUGAUGUAGACAAAGAUGCAUCUUUUAGGGCUAAGGUGAACAACAACAGCCAAGUGGGUGCAGCCUACACCCAGCGUCUUCGUGAUGGAAUCAAGCUCACUCUGUCCUCACUGAUUGACACCAAGAAUCUCAAUCAAGGUGGACACAAAAUUGGUCUGGGUCUGGACAUGGAAGCUUGAGGAUUUUACAGUGAACUUUUCUCCUACAAUGCAACAACUGUGCAGUGAUGCGUUGUGUAUUGAAAUUUAGUUUUUUUCAUUCAGUGUGAGAAAGCUUCUGAAUCAUAAAGCAAAUGCUUUAAGGGCUAAAAUAUGUGUAAAGUCAGGCUUGUAUGCAAUUGAUUUGUCUUGAAUAAACUUCAAAGUAACGUGUUGCUUUCUUAUCCUAAA